AUGCCAAAACCAAGACGAAAGGACAAGGGAAAGGCGAGCGAGAAGCCUGCGGGAGACACCACGAGCGGAGAGGAAGACUCAGACACUUCCCUUGUUGACAUUCUCCUAGAGUUAAAGAGCUUCCGCGCAGAAACCUCCAAAAACUUCUCAGAAAUCAAGAAGGAAAUUCAUGAAAUCAAAGAGGAUGUGAAGCAAUUAAAAGCACGAGUGGGCACUGCGGAAGAGAGGAUCGCAGAAAAUCAAAGCCGUAACAUUGAAAUGACCCAAGUGCUCAUUCAAGUUUUGCGCAAACAAAAGCUGCUGGAAGAAAAGUGCGAUGACAUUGAAAGCCGCUCCAGAAGGAAAAAUCUGCGUGUCUACUCCGUUCCAGAGAAGGCCGAGGGGAACAGUAUGAUGGAUUUCAUCAAGAAACUUCUCAACGAAAAGCUGGGAAUAGCAGGAGCGCACAUAGAAAGAGCACACCGAGCCGCAUCGGGGAAGGGAGGAUACACGGGAUCCAUACAUCCCAGGUCCAUCCUGGUAAGAUUCCAAAGCUACGAGGAAAGGCAGCGGGUGCUCCAGGCUGCAUGGUCCAAAAAGGAGAUACUUCUGAAUGAACGCAGGAUUUACUUUGAUGAGGAUUUCACAGCACAGGUCUACAGGGAGCGCGCAAAGUAUAGAUUGGCACGUAAAGAACUGAGAGAGCGUAAUAUUAAAACGCGCAUCCUGUAUCCCGCAAAAUUGAAAGUUUUCGCAGCGGACGGGAAGAUUCAAGUGUUUGAGAGUCCUGAAGCAGCAGCUAAAGGACUGCGGGAGUUCGGCAUUGCUAUGGAAUGUCCCACCAAAGAGCUGGAUUUGGAGUCUAUUCUUCAAUCGGCUGGCUGGCAGUCGCCUCGUAGCAAAAGCAGAACCGGGCACGUAGACAACCUGAUGCCCAGCCUGAAGAAACUGCUUCAACCAACUUCAGCAUCAUAA
This is a messenger RNA of Knipowitschia caucasica, 954 nucleotides long. The record is from the annotation of a GenBank genome assembly. NCBI's taxonomy places the organism in Eukaryota, Metazoa, Chordata, Actinopteri, Gobiiformes, Gobiidae.